Molecule: messenger RNA, 8728 nt
Organism: Sus scrofa (pig)
Lineage: Eukaryota; Metazoa; Chordata; Mammalia; Artiodactyla; Suidae
Gene: GLG1
Product: golgi glycoprotein 1
Cellular component (GO): Golgi membrane
Molecular function (GO): fibroblast growth factor binding
Source: RefSeq, a predicted model, not a curated record
GGCGGGUGCGUCGAGCUCGCCGCGGACCCAAGAUGGCGGCGUGUGGACGUGUACGGAGGAUGUUCCGCUUGUCGGCGGCUCUGCAGCUGCUGCUGCUCGCGGUGCUCGGGGCAGAGAAACUCUCCGGCCCAGGCGGCCACAACCAGGGCCAGGGCCAGGGGGGCAACUUUCUGCCUCUCGUAGGGCAGCCUGGAGGCGGCGGGCUGGCGGGUCAGCCGCUGCUCCAGCUGCCUCAGUCAUCUCAGUUCCAGCAACAGCAGCAGCAGCAGCAGCAACAGCAGCAACAGCAGCAGCAGCAGCAGCAGCAGCAACAGCAGCAGCAACAGCCUCAGCAGCCACAGCCGCCUUUCCCGGCGGGUGGGCCUCCGGCCCGGCGGGGCGGAGCAGGGCCUGGCGGGGCUGGCGGGGGUUGGAAGCUAGCGGAGGAAGAGUCCUGCAGGGAGGACGUGACCCGUGUGUGUCCCAAGCACACCUGGAGCAACAACCUGGCGGUGCUCGAGUGCCUGCAGGACGUGAGGGAGCCUGAAAAUGAAAUUUCUUCAGACUGCAAUCAUUUGUUGUGGAAUUAUAAGCUGAACCUAACUACAGAUCCUAAAUUUGAAUCUGUGGCCAAAGAGGUUUGCAAAUCUACCAUAUCAGAGAUCAAAGAAUGUGCUGAUGAACCAGUUGUAAAGGGUUACUUGGUUUCCUGCUUGGUGGAUCACCGAGGCAAUAUCACCGAGUACCAGUGUCACCAGUACAUCACCAAGAUGACAGCCAUCAUUUUCAGUGAUUACCGUCUAAUCUGUGGCUUCAUGGAUAGCUGUAAAAACGACAUCAACAUUCUGAAAUGUGGCAGCAUUCGGCUUGGAGAAAAGGAUGCACACUCACAGGGUGAGGUGGUGUCAUGCCUGGAGAAAGGCCUGGUGAAAGAAGCGGAAGAAAGGGAUCCUAAGAUUCAAGUCUCUGAACUCUGCAAGAAAGCCAUUCUCCGGGUGGCUGAGCUGUCCUCAGAUGACUUUCACUUAGACCGGCAUUUAUAUUUUGCCUGCCGAGAUGAUCGGGAGCGUUUUUGUGAAAAUACACAAGCUGGUGAAGGCAGAGUAUAUAAGUGCCUCUUUAACCAUAAAUUUGAGGAAUCAAUGAGUGAAAAAUGUCGAGAAGCACUAACAACCCGCCAAAAGCUGAUUGCCCAGGAUUAUAAAGUUAGUUAUUCAUUGGCCAAAUCCUGUAAGAGUGACUUGAAGAAGUACCGGUGCAAUGUGGAAAACCUUCCCCGGUCCCGGGAAGCCAGGCUCUCCUACCUUCUGAUGUGUCUGGAGUCAGCUGUGCAUAGAGGGCGACAAGUGAGCAGCGAGUGCCAGGGGGAGAUGUUAGAUUACCGGCGCAUGCUGAUGGAAGACUUUUCCCUGAGCCCUGAGAUCAUCCUGAGCUCGGGGGAGAUUGAACACCACUGCUCUGGAUUACAUCGAAAGGGGCGCACCCUGCAUUGUCUGAUGAAAGUAGUUCGAGGGGAGAAAGGGAACCUUGGAAUGAACUGCCAGCAAGCGCUUCAAACACUGAUUCAGGAGACUGACCCUGGUGCAGAUUAUCGCAUUGAUAGAGCUUUGAAUGAAGCUUGUGAAUCUGUGAUACAGACAGCCUGCAAACACAUAAGAUCUGGAGACCCAAUGAUCCUCUCGUGCCUGAUGGAACAUUUAUACACAGAGAAAAUGGUAGAAGAUUGUGAACACCGACUCCUGGAACUGCAGUAUUUCAUCUCCCGAGAUUGGAAGCUGGAUCCUGUCUUAUACCGCAAAUGCCAGGGAGAUGCGUCUCGCCUUUGCCACACCCACGGCUGGAAUGAAACCAGUGAACUUAUGCCUCCUGGAGCUGUGUUCUCUUGCUUAUACAGACAUGCCUACCGCACCGAGGAACAGGGCAGGAGGCUCUCACGGGAGUGCCGAGCUGAGGUCCAGAGGAUUCUUCAUCAGCGAGCCAUGGAUGUGAAGCUGGAUCCUGCCCUUCAGGAUAAGUGCCUGAUUGAUCUGGGGAAAUGGUGCAGCGAAAAAACAGAGACUGGGCAGGAGCUUGAAUGCCUCCAGGAUCACCUGGACGACUUGGCUGUAGAGUGCAGAGAUAUAGUCGGCAACCUCACCGAGCUGGAAUCCGAGGAUAUUCAAAUAGAAGCCUUGCUGAUGAGAGCCUGCGAGCCCAUAAUUCAGAAUUUUUGCCACGAUGUGGCAGAUAACCAGAUAGACUCUGGGGACCUGAUGGAGUGUUUGAUACAGAACAAACACCAGAAGGACAUGAAUGAGAAGUGUGCCAUAGGAGUCACCCACUUCCAGCUGGUACAGAUGAAGGAUUUUCGGUUUUCUUACAAGUUUAAGAUGGCCUGCAAGGAGGAUGUUUUGAAACUUUGCCCCAACAUAAAGAAGAAGGUGGACGUGGUGAUCUGCCUGAGCACCACCGUGCGCAAUGACACUCUCCAGGAAGUCAAGGAGCACAGGGUGUCCCUGAAGUGCCGCAAGCAGCUGCGCGUGGAGGAGCUGGAGAUGACAGAGGACAUCCGUUUGGAACCAGAUCUGUAUGAAGCCUGCAAAAGUGACAUCAAGAACCACUGUUCCACUGUGCAGUAUGGCAAUGCUCAGAUCAUUGAAUGUCUGAAAGAAAACAAGAAGCAGUUGAGCACCCGUUGCCACCAGAAAGUUUUUAAGCUGCAAGAGACAGAGAUGAUGGACCCAGAACUAGACUAUACACUCAUGAGGGUCUGCAAGCAGAUGAUAAAGAGAUUCUGUCCAGAAGCAGAUUCCAAAACUAUGUUGCAGUGCUUGAAGCAAAAUAAAAACAGUGAAUUGAUGGAUCCCAAAUGCAAACAGAUGAUAACCAAGCGCCAGAUUACCCAGAACACAGAUUACCGCUUAAACCCUGUGCUGAGGAAAGCCUGUAAAGCUGACAUUCCUAAAUUCUGCCAUGGUAUCCUGACUAAGGCCAAGGAUGAUUCGGAGUUAGAAGGUCAAGUCAUCUCUUGCCUCAAACUGAGAUACGCUGACCAGCGCCUCUCUUCAGACUGUGAGGACCAGAUCCGGAUUAUUAUCCAGGAGUCUGCUCUGGAUUACCGACUCGAUCCUCAGCUCCAGCUACACUGCUCAGAUGAGAUCGCCAGCCUCUGUGCCGAAGAAGCAGCAGCCCAGGAGCAGACAGGUCAAGUAGAGGAGUGCCUCAAAGUUAACCUGCUCAAAAUCAAAACGGAAAUGUGUAAAAAGGAAGUGUUAAACAUGCUGAAAGAGAGCAAAGCAGACAUCUUUGUGGACCCAGUUCUUCACACAGCUUGUGCCCUGGACAUUAAGCACCACUGUGCAGCCAUCACCCCUGGCCGAGGGCGUCAAAUGUCCUGCCUUAUGGAAGCCCUGGAAGAUAAGCGGGUGAGGCUACAACCUGAGUGCAAAAAACGCCUCAAUGACCGGAUUGAAAUGUGGAGUUAUGCUGCAAAGGUGGCGCCAGCGGAUGGCUUCUCGGACCUCGCCAUGCAAGUGAUGACAUCCCCGUCAAAGAACUACAUUCUCUCCGUGAUCAGUGGGAGCAUCUGCAUAUUGUUCCUGAUCGGCCUGAUGUGUGGACGUAUCACCAAGAGAGUGACACGAGAGCUCAAGGACAGGUAGAGCCGCCUUGACCGCCAGAGGAACCGCCUGUCCAGUGCCCCGUUUGUACAGCCCUCCUGUAGAGUGUACCCACGCACCUCGUCCUUCUGCGAGGUGACACCAGUACCCAUGUUAGAGCAGCCGCAGGUACCCACCGCGUUGUCCCACCUCAGACUUGGCCCUUGUCCAUGGUGUCCUCCUCCUCGACCAUUUGUGCAGCAGCUGGCCGCUUUGGGUAUUGCCUUUGUUGGCAGACUUGGGUUUACCUGCCCAUAGACAAGUCUCAUACCGAUGGAACCACCAGUACUUCCAGAACCAACUCACCUGACCUGCAACUCAAAUGAUUUUUUUUUCUUUUUUUUUUUAAAAAAAAAACAAAAAACAAAAAAAAGAGAAAAUUUUUAAAGAAAGAAAAAAAUGUAUAUAGUAACACAUCUCUUCCGGGCUUGAUUUGAGCAGUGGGGUUGUUUCUUCUGUGUGACGGUGUACAGUGAAGGCGGGACUUGGGGGGAGCACGCCUCCCAGUGCGCUGUAACUGGGCUGUCUGGCUUGUUUCUCAGAAGCACCGUUGGCCCACGUUGGGGCCAUGGACUUCACUGAUGAGUGGGAAAUGACUAACCAGCCCGCUUCAGGGCUUGUUUUCUUCUGCUGCCACCCUAGUAGAGCCACUGCUGGUCAAGACCCCAAGGCCAUGGGUGUUUCUGUGACCGCCUCACCUCAGUGAAGUAGAGUAGGCGCUUCUCUAGGCCACGGGCAGGAGGGUUGGAGAGGGGAUCCGAGUGUGCGAAGCCGAUCAGUCCACUGAUCUGCACUGGAGGCUGGAUCCCGAGGCCCAAGGCAGCUGGAUCCCAGCAACCUUCCUCCUCCAGGCCAGUGAGGACUCAGCCGUGUUCAGACGGACUCUGCCGGGGUGGCAGUUCCUCCAGAAGUCCUGCGCUUCUCUGGGAAGCCGUGGCUGUGGGAGAGGGAGCAGAGGGCAGGAAGGAGGAGCAGGGGUUCGACUCACUUUGCUUUAUUUUUCAGGCCACAAUGCAGGUCAGAGACAAUGGCUUAUAAAGAUUUAGCUUGGGCUCGGGGUGUGACUGGCAGUCCAGCCUGACCUUUCUGCAGGCUCAAGGCCACCUUCCCAGACAAGCUUCCUUAUGCCUCCUAAGUGGAGAGGGUGUGGAGAGUUACUGCAUUAAAAGAUGGGGGCUUUUCUCCACUUUUUCUGUCUCCCCAUUUGCGGCAUACACCCCCUGUCGUAGGCGUUUGGUGACUCGUCAGUCUUGCCUGAGGCUGAGCUUUGUGGAAGCACUGUUCCUGGCUGUCUUCCCCCACCCUCCUCAGCGUAGAGAUGACAGGUUCGGGGUGUAACAGGGAGGAGGCAGGCAUCACGGUCCAGCCUCGCGCGCCUUGGCUGCACAAGAGGGCGGCGUGUACAGUUGGAGAUAUAUUUAUAUAAUAUAUAUUUUAUUAACCUGUUAGACGUCCACAAAGUAUUAUAAAUCACGUGCCUAAAACUGUCCACAUAGCCCACGCGCGCUUCCCCGCCCUGCCCCCGCCUCUGUCCACACGUGCUGCGCGACCUUCCCACGUCUGUCUUCCCUGAAAGCGGGUCCGUUGAUCCAAAGGACUCCUUGUCUAACCUGACUGACAUAUAUUUGAAUACUGUGGUUUCCUUUUUCUUUCUUCUUCCUUUUCACUACCCUUCCCAGAGGCAGUGGGUUCCAAAAGCCAGCUGCACACCCCGCCUAGGAUACUGUAAGUCACCAAGGGGAGCGUCAAAGCUGCUCGGUCCCUUCAGUCCUGCUCUUAGGGUCUUCUUGAUUCUCAGCAGCUGCCCUGGGACUCUUCAGUCUCAUAAAACUUGAAACUCUUGGAGUCUGAACAACACCCCCGGCUACCGCACUGCCGGACUGAACUGAGCCGGCCCAGGUAGUUCACCUCCAGGGUUCCCGCUGGGCUCGAGGGCCUAGGAUCGAGGGGUCGGGAUGUCAUCUGUACACAGGUCCCCACUGACGCGUGUGAUGCGGUUUCCAGGAUAGAGUACGUGUUCCCCAUUUGCUGAGAGCGGGGGUACCAUUCUCCUCCUCCGCAGUCUCCCCCCAGUACAUGUAAAACACCUCUGUGGUUUAAGAUGUCUUGAUGCUUUUGUUCUUUCUGAGCUGAGAGAUGAUCUCAAUUGUCUGAAGCAGAUCUGGAAGUUUGAAAAGGAGUUUGAUUCUUGAAAUAUUUGUCACCUUUCGAAAGGAUCCAAAUAGAUAGAAGGGAUAAUGCUGCUGCUGUCUUUGCUCAUUGCUAGAAAGCAUUUCACCACGCUACUUGGAAUAGUUUCACAUGACCCAUUCUUGAGAGUCCCCGGGAGUGUCCUGAGCAGUUGCCUACGUCCAAGGGGCCCAGCACCAUCUGAACCUGCAGCCCGCCAGUCCCCCUUCUGACCGCAUUUGGUGUAACAGCACAGGUUCUGGGACACCUCUGGUUACUGGCCUCAUAGGUCCUCUUGGGUAAGUUAUCUAGUCGAGAACUAAUCAAGAAGAAACCAUGGCUUUAGUGGAGGAGCUGGUGAUGGGCCUCGUUCUUUAUCUCCUCUCCUGGUGUCUAGCCCAUGAUAGUAACAGAAGCAGCGGGUGGGGUUUUUGGCCUGGGCCAAGGCUCUAAGCACUUGCUGAAGAUGACAGCAGCCAGGAAACUCAUUAGGCCUUGUCAUUUCACUCCAGUGUCUCAGGAACUCAGAUUUAGUGUCUCCACAAUACUCCAGAGGUGCCAGGAAGUCAGAAAUGUAGGCAGAAUGUCAAGAGCAAGGCUGACUGCUCCCUCUAACGGAGCUUCUCACACAGACGGCAGGCUCGGGGAGGGAGACCUUAACCCUAGUGCCUCCCUGGCCGCUGUUCUUGCCGCUGUCCCAAGAGAAGUCUGCCGGCGAGGUGCGCCAGGAUGGGAGGCAAGCACAGGAGCAGGAAGCACUCCAGCAGGAAGGCCCCCCCUCUCAGCAUUCCCUCAAACUCUGGUACCACUACCAGGCCCGGUUCUGUGGCUGCCGGCAGCUUGCCCUGAGCCAGUGCAUCCGUGGAAGCGAGGGGAAUUCUGGUUUUGAGUGAGAAGGUGUGGACUGGUAUUUGUGGCAGGUCUUUGGCUGGCUCACCUCAUGCACUUCCUCUUCUCAGGGAUGCUAAGAGAGGGAGGGAGAGUCUCCUUUCCUAGGUGAGACAGAAGGUUGCCAUCGGAUUUUACUUGUUCCGUUUUCCUAAGGUCAGGUAGUUAGAGAAUCCAGAGAUAAAAGGUCAUGGCACCCGUCUAGGUUUUAGCAGGCAGAGUGCCGACUUGCUUCCACCUCCCAGGGCAAGACUCCCUCUCUUUGUGUGUGACUUCUGCACCACUUCCAGGCUCCCAUCCCCACUAAUGUGAGUCACCCGGGAAAGGGGUCGUGGCUUUCUGGGCUUCCUUUCUUAGCUGGUCUCAAGUUCCUCAGAGAAAAGGCCUUGGCUUCCCAUUUCUUCCCCUCCCCUCCCCCACCACAAAGCAAACAUUCUCUGCAUGUCACUUGCUCUGAGCAGGCAGAUACAGAGAGGGAGCCUGGAGUGGAGCCCCUUGGAAGCCAGCCAACAGAGCCUGACACAUUCAAACUAUAUGUCAGCCAUAGAACAAAAAGAAUAUGGCGUUUUGAAUCAUGUGCAUUUUCGUAUACUUACUUAUAUCUCAGAUUCUUAGGAAUUUGAAAAACUUCAGACUCCUUUUAUUUAUUCUCAUCAUUUGGAAAACCCCUAAGUAGUUUUUUAAAUGCAGGAUUGGGAGUUCCCGUCGUGGCUUAACGGUUAAUGAAUCUGACUGGCAUCCAUGAGGACGCAAGUUCCAUCCCUGGCCUUGCUCAGUGGGUUAAGGAUCCGGCGUUGCCAUGAGCUGUGAUGUAGGUUGCAGACACGGCUCGGAUCCUGCGUUGCUGUGGCUCUGGUGUAGGCAGGCAGCUACAGCUCCGAUUCGACCUCUAGCCUGGGAACCUCCAUAUGCCUUGGGUGCGGCCCUAAAAAGCCAAGGAAAAAAAAAAAAAAAGCAGGAUUCCAGUGCUCUGAGUUCCCCCCAAGCCUUUAGAGACUCUCCAUUCCUGAAUCACCUCUUCCCCAGUGGUCUUCAGUUCCCCAAGGGCGUAGGGCCAGAGCCCGUGUUCUGGUCUCUCUCCCCGCUUCCCCUCAUUCUCCCUCUCUGUCUCUGACUCUGUCUCCUCCUUCCCCUGCCUCUCUCAUUCUUUUUCUCUCUCACUUGCCUUUGCUUUGUCUUCUCUCCAGCUGCACUCCUCUCGGUCCUCCUCUGCACUAGGACAGGGUCACAUGUCAAGGCAAUCGUGUUUGAAGCCGAAUCCCCUUUCCUGCCCAGACCUCAGACAAAAGAUAAGUCAUGAGCAAACCCAGACUGACCUUCCGGGGUGACACGCUCCCCCAGACCAUCUGGUGAGAUCGCAGUGGAGACCCAGGGACUGUCGCUGGAGCACAGAGAGAGCACUGUCUUCUCAGGCUGGUGGUGAGGGAAGCCCACGGUGAUUUCCUCUCCUUCCCCAUCCCCAGGACCCGCCACGACACACAGGUAGGGAUGUCGGGAGGCAGGUAGGGAUAGCGGGAGACACGCAGUGGGCGAGUCUCCCUGGGCCAGGACAAAGCUGAGAUAGUGCCUCUAUAUUCUGUUUUGCCUUCCGCCCAACACUGACACCUGGACCCCGUAGCCCAGCAGGCCCUGCACCACACAUGCUAGAUGAACAUGUGAACAGCUCCCCCGGUCAGACUGCAGUGCACUGGAUGGCACGGCCGACACGAGGGCUGGCAGCCCGAGGCGUCCUGCGUGGCUUCUCCCAGCGCAGUGUUCCCAGGUCAAUCCAAGCAGGAAAACAGACUAUACAGCAAAUGCUGUGUGAGAUCUUAGGCCUUUACUUUUAUGUUUUUGUUUUUGUUUUUAGAGAAAGAAGGAGAAAAAGAAAAGUAAAAUUAACACGCCUCUUUUGUAAAUGGUUUUCCUUUCUGUGUAUAAAAUCCCUGCAGUUCCUUGUUUUUACAUGUUCAUGCUGUGUAAUUUUGAGAUGUUACUGAGAUUCUGAACAUAAUGUGCAUUUUUUUCUGUACAGAUGAAAUGGGAGACUUUAAUAAAGAGUUUGCAGGUUUUUA